Pseudovirgaria hyperparasitica is the source of this 839-nucleotide messenger RNA. RefSeq lists its product as uncharacterized. Bases 1 to 834 code for a protein of 277 amino acids. The record is from RefSeq and is a predicted model, not a curated record. Gene Ontology annotation, biological process: maturation of SSU-rRNA from tricistronic rRNA transcript (SSU-rRNA, 5.8S rRNA, LSU-rRNA). Gene Ontology annotation, cellular component: preribosome, small subunit precursor; nucleolus. The transcript has 2 exons. Lineage: Eukaryota; Fungi; Ascomycota; Dothideomycetes; Acrospermales; Acrospermaceae.
AUGGCACCACAACCUCCAACACAUCCCUCACGUAGCAAACUUCUUGGACUUCCCUCACAACCGAAAACAAAGCGGAAGAAGAAGGAAAAGCCAGCCCACAUUCGCGGUCCAGCAUACUCCAAGGCACACACCGUGAACCCUAUCAAACGUCGCAUCCGUGACCUUGAGCGCUUGCUCUCUGGCCCGCGUAAUAUCCCUGCCGAUGUACGAAUAGCACAGGAGCGAGAGCUGGGGAGCCUGAAGAGAGACCUAGAGCAAGAGGAGGCGGAUAUGCGACGGAGCGAGAUGAUUAGAAAGUACCACAUGGUGCGGUUCUUUGAAAGCAAGAAAGCUGAGCGCAACCUCAAAAAAGCCCGCCGAGCUCUGAAUAAUGCAACGACGCCAGACGAGACUGCGACAGCACAAGCGCACGUACAUACAUGUGAGGUCGAUUACAACUACACAAGAUUUUAUCCAUUUUUGAAAGCAUAUCAUGCGUUAUACCCACGGCAACAGGGCCAGGUCGUAGGCGAGGGAAGCAAGCCAGAAGAGGGUGAAAAAAUGGACAUUGACACUGAAGCAAAGCCUGAGAGUACUAUAACUGAGGGCAAAGGUGAUCGCGAAAUGUGGGCAGCGAUUGAAAAGGCGAUGGUGGACGGGACAUUAGAGGCGUUACGCGACAGUAAGGUGCAUGCUCCCGGGGAAAUGAAGAACACGAAGAAGUCGGCGAGGGUUGAGAAGGAAGGACGUCCCACAAAAGCGAAGUCAAGGAUAGAGAAAGCGAGUGGUGGUCGAGACAAAGCGAACAAUGCGCGCGAGGAAGACGAGGAUAGCGACGGUGGGUUCUUCGAAUGAAGUCA